AUGUCUGCUGCUCAACUUCUUAAUCCCAAGGCCGAAUCUCGGCGGCGGGGUGAAGCUCUUCGAGUCAACAUCAGUGCGGGUGAAGGUCUACAAGAUGUUCUCAAGUCCAACUUGGGUCCUCUAGGAACUAUUAAGAUGCUUGUCGAUGGUUCUGGACAGAUCAAACUGACAAAGGAUGGAAACGUCCUAUUAAGGGAAAUGCAAAUACAGAACCCGACCGCAGUUAUGAUUGCUCGAGCCGCGACUGCGCAAGAUGAUAUCUGCGGAGAUGGAACGACAUCAGUAGUCUUGUUGGUGGGAGAACUUCUAAAGCAAGCAGACAGAUAUAUUGCCGAAGGAUUACAUCCUCGAAUCAUAACAGAGGGUUUUGAGAUCGCCAAAAAUGAGGCGUUAAAGUUUUUGGACUCCUUCAAGCUCCCGAAAGAAGUUGAUAGGGAACUCCUCCUCUCCGUCGCUCGGACAUCUCUAUCUACCAAACUCAACGCGAGCCUUGCUAAGAAGCUGACCCCCGAUAUCGUCGAUGCUGUCCUCGCCAUUUACGAAGCACCUGCGAAGCCAGAUCUACACAUGGUGGAAAUCAUGAAGAUGCAGCACCGCACCGCUUCAGAUACCCAACUCAUCCGCGGUCUAGCCUUGGACCAUGGUGCCAGACAUCCUGAUAUGCCCAAGAGACUGGAAAAUGCGUUCAUCCUAACUAUGAAUGUUAGCUUGGAGUACGAGAAGUCGGAAAUCAACUCGAGUUUCUUCUAUUCUAGCGCGGAACAGCGCGACAAGCUAGUCGAGAGCGAACGCCGAUUCGUCGAUGCCAAGCUCAAGAAGAUCGUGGAUUUGAAGAAGGAGGUUUGCGGAAACGACCCCAAGAAGAGCUUCGUCAUCGUGAACCAGAAGGGUAUCGACCCGCUUUCCUUAGAUGUCCUGGCAAAGAACGGCAUUUUUGCUCUGCGAAGAGCUAAGAGAAGGAACAUGGAGAGAUUACAGCUUAUCUGCGGCGGUGUCGCGCAGAACAGUGUGGAAGAUUUGUCCCCUGAUGUGCUCGGCUGGGCUGGCUUAGUAUAUGAACAGCAGCUGGGCGAGGAGAAAUACACCUUCAUUGAGGAGGUGAAGGAUCCCAAAUCCGUAACGCUAAUGAUCAAGGGCCCCAAUGCCCACACCAUCACACAGAUUACGGACGCAGUUCGGGACGGCCUACGAAGCGUGUACAAUAUGAUCGUGGACAAGAGCGUCGUUCCCGGCGGCGGUGCCUACCAGGUCGCUUGUGCCGCCCACCUGAAGAGCGAUGCCUUCAAGAAGACGGUUAAGGGCAAGGCCAAGUGGGGUGUUGACGCAUUCGCAGAUGCGCUCCUAAUCAUUCCCAAGACGCUUGCUGCGAAUGCGGGUCACGAUAUCCAAGACGCACUUGCUUCGCUCCAAGACGAGCACGCAGAUGGCAACAUUGUCGGAUUGGAUCUAGUGCUUGGCCAGCCCAUGGACCCUACUUUGGAGGGUGUCUACGAUUCAUUCAGGGUACUGAGGAACUGCGUAGCCUCUUCAUCAAGUAUCGCGUCUAAUCUUCUACUUUGCGACGAAAUGCUCAAGGCGCGCCAGAUGGGCCGACAAGGUCCGGGGCCAGAGGGUGCAGAGGAAUAA
This is a messenger RNA of Daldinia childiae, 1626 nucleotides long. RefSeq names its product T-complex protein 1 subunit zeta. Gene Ontology annotation, biological process: protein folding. The transcript has 6 exons. Gene Ontology annotation, cellular component: chaperonin-containing T-complex. The record is from RefSeq and is a predicted model, not a curated record. Bases 1 to 1626 code for a protein of 541 amino acids. Gene Ontology annotation, molecular function: ATP hydrolysis activity; ATP binding; ATP-dependent protein folding chaperone. Lineage: Eukaryota; Fungi; Ascomycota; Sordariomycetes; Xylariales; Hypoxylaceae.